This is a messenger RNA of Dichomitus squalens LYAD-421 SS1, 1093 nucleotides long. RefSeq names its product alpha/beta-hydrolase. NCBI's taxonomy places the organism in Eukaryota, Fungi, Basidiomycota, Agaricomycetes, Polyporales, Polyporaceae. The transcript is spliced from 8 exons. The coding region runs from base 13 to 888 and encodes 291 amino acids. The record is from RefSeq and is a predicted model, not a curated record.
GCCGACCCCUCCAUGGAGGCCCUUCCUGAGACAUCACGGAUCCGUCAGGUCUACCCUGCCGAUCUGUUCCCGAAUGGUCACUAUGCCCCCCUCUUGCAUGGCCGGGUUCGGUAUUGGAUCAUCGGUCCAGAGGAGGGAACUAAAGUCGUUCUCAUCCACGGGAUAUCCACCCCCGCAGUCACUUGGACGACCAUCGCGCCCUACCUCGCCGAACGCGGGUUCCGAGUGCUUGUCUAUGACCUGUACGGAAAGGGCUAUUCGGAGGCACCGCAUACGACAUACGACGCCAACCUGUUCGUCACCCAACUCGCCUUGCUGCUCCAGUACGUACGCUGGGAUGCCGCACACAUCGUCGGCUUUUCAAUGGGCGGUGGGAUCGCAGGUGCUUUAAGCGCAAGCCUUCCUCACCUCGUGGCCGAAAAGACCGUCUUCAUCUCCUCUGCUGGCUUGAUAGAGAGAACCCCGUCUAAGCCGGUGCCGACCAACAGAGUGGCCCUGAAGCAGUUCCUAGAGGUGCGCUCAAUCCUGUCCUUUUCGCGUGAAAACCCGACACCGAGUGCGUCGCAGCUCCGCGACCUCCAAGGCAGCGCGCUCCCCGGCUACAAGCGCAGCCUCCAGUCGUGCUUCGACCACGGCCCCAUCCGCGGCCUGCGCAGCUCGUUCGAGAAGCUCGCCGACAUCUCCGUCGGGCCCGAGCGCAAGAAGCUGCAAGUCCUCAUCAUACACGGCACCGACGACGAGAUCGUGCCGUACGAGGAGGCGACGAAGAUCAAGGCGACGAUCCCGCACGCGGAGCUGGUGACCGUCGAGGGGGCCUACCACGACGUCGUCUUCAGGGACGAGCACUGGCGGAUCGUCGCCGAGGCCUUGGACCGCUUCUUGAAGUGACCGGCGGGCUAGUCAGCUACUCAUGGCCUCGUGCUCUUCCGUUCCCAUCACAGGGGCUCGUAACAUGUACGGACGGAGGUCAGGGUUCUGCAGUCAUAUUGAUGUAGUGUAAAGAGCGCCGAAUUCGCGAGUCCAGCGGUACAGUUCGCUGUCCUACUACACUGUCAACGUCCUGACAUAUAAUACUCCGAUCGAAGUGCUGAAG